UUUUUUAGUCAUGCGGAGGAACUCCUAGUGCCUGAAUCGGUCGAUAUGAGUGCUUUGUCCCACAAUGGAGUGGUGCUUUUCUCCUUCGCCUCCCCAAGAGGGCAAUCCGUGGAGGUGUGGUCGUACGACCCCACGAACGAGUACCUGGACCACAUCCAGACCAUCCCCACGGUGGGAGCGACCCGUACCUGGCAGGUCCACUCCGGUCCCUCCAACUACCUCCUUCUGCAGAGCCCGAAGGAGGGCAUCGCCGUCUAUGCGUGGCGCGGGGACGAGUACCGCUUGGUGCAGACCCUGCCUGUCGGGCCGGUCGGGGCGAAGGUCCUGCCCCUGAAGCCGGACGGAGAGGUGAAGGUCCUGCCCCUAGAUUCAGAUGGGGAGGUGGAGGUCUUGCCUGUACCCUUCGCGGUGUGCGGGGGGAGCCUCCUCCUCCUUGCGAAGAUUCGUCACCGCCGGGCCCCUGCAGAGCUCCGACUUUUUAGCUUCAGCCCGGUCUCUGAGGCCUUUUUUCUCGUCACGGAUAACGUGUGCAAGAACGAAACCGGGAAGCAUCGUCGAGAGGGAACUGGACUGAGCUGUCUUGAGGGUGACGACCUGUCGCUUGAAACGGGAACCCAUCUGGCAGGCAACGGUUCCACCAUCUCCCUAGUGGUGUCUCGAGUAUCUAAACCGUAUGGGAUUACCAUUCACAUCGAUGGGAAACUCGAAGAAGUAGUCGAUCCAUCCUUCCAUCCGCUGAGGACACUGUACGAAAAGAUGCAGUCUCUCCAGAGAGAGAUCGCCGAGCUGGACCGCCAAAUGUCCGAGUCGGCGAGCGCCAUCCUGGCAGCCGCGAGCCCCCUGGGCCCCGUGAAGUUCGGCGAGUCGGUGACGUUUGCCCGGAACGUGACGGUGAGGCUCGGGGUGAGGGCCGGGUCCCUUGCGGUCACGGGGCCGCGCCUCCACGACGGCAGCACGGCGGCGGUGCCGCCCGAGACGCGGCAGUUCGUGUCCGACCUGGCCGCCUUCUGCCACUUCGUGGAGGAGGAGUUCGAGAGGAUCGAGGGCCUCAUCGAAAAUUUGGAGACGGAGCGGUCCUUGGAAUUGCACGAUGACGUGUACGAUACGAUCGACGUGAGAGACCUGGAAGUCGAAGAAAUCAUGGGAGAGAAUGUGGACGAGCUUCUCGAGGACUUGUUU
Molecule: messenger RNA, 1179 nt
Organism: Darwinula stevensoni
Lineage: Eukaryota; Metazoa; Arthropoda; Ostracoda; Podocopida; Darwinulidae
Source: the annotation of a GenBank genome assembly